Messenger RNA from Mycena indigotica, 972 nucleotides. RefSeq names its product AB hydrolase-1 domain-containing protein. The record is from RefSeq and is a predicted model, not a curated record. Lineage: Eukaryota; Fungi; Basidiomycota; Agaricomycetes; Agaricales; Mycenaceae. The transcript is spliced from 6 exons. The coding region runs from base 1 to 972 and encodes 323 amino acids.
AUGCCUUCCGUCAAAGUCAAAAGCAUCGCUGGUUCCGCCACAAUACACUACACAAUCUCUACACCCAAGAACCCUUCUGCUAAAUCUAUCGACAAGAAUAUACCCACCGUCAUUUUCCUGCACCCAGUCUACAUUGCGUCGGAACUUUUUGAACUGCAGUUUGCGGACCCUAGUCUGCGUCGAUUCAACUUGAUCGCUCUUGAUCUUCGUGGUCAUGGCGAGACCUCGGGCAAAAUUGGGGCUACCUAUGGGCGCGAAGAAGCGGCGGCGGAUAUCGCCAAAUUCAUGGAAGCCCUCCGUCUCCCUCCAUGUCAUUUCGUUGGUGUUUCCAUGGGGGCUUGCAUUUCACUCCAAGUGUCCAUUUCUUUCCCCGAGAAGGCGCUCUCCCUUACCAUGAUUUCUCCACUUCCUCUGACGGAGCCCGAAGACGUUGCAGAAGGGCGCAUGGAAAUUCACGACUGCUGGGUAGAGGCGUUCAAGGGCAGCAAAGUUGACCAGAUUGCUCUUCUCGAUUCCGUCUGCGGUGCUCUCCAACUUGGCUUCAGUGGACAGGAGACAUCUCUCAUCAAGGCGCUCACCGCUCGCGCUCUCGUUGAAUACCGCAUUGCUACCGUCGACUUUUUCACCAAGCGGAAAGCGCAGACUUCUGCUGCCGUUUCUCGAAUUAUCUGCCCUAUCAAGCUGGUCCAUUGCGGAGCCGACAUCGCCUACGCUAUCGAGUACACCCAGGAGGUUCGCGCACUACUGCGGGCCAACGGCGUUGACGUCCAACUCGUCGAAGUUCCCGGUGCGAUCCACUUCGGCAAUGUCUCAAACCCCAAAGAGAUAAAUGCCCACAUAGCCGAGAGCGUUCUGCAGAACUCAUCAGGCAUGACGAUCCCGCCUGUGCAACCCAAUGUCGUCUCUCCUUUCACUGCUGGCCUCAAGAAAGCUGGCUACCGGGAAGACGACGAGGACUCGGACGAGGAUUAG